CCGUCCCGUCGCGUCUUCUCUCCGCCAGGUUCGAUCGGGGAACCGACCCUAACCCUAACGCCGCCACCUUCCCCAUGGCCUCCUGCGACGACGACUUCGCCCUCCUCGGGGACGAAGCCCAGUCCCAACCCCCGCCGCCGCCGCAGCAGCAGCAGGCGGGCGCCUUCGCAGCGGCCCAUCGCUACGUGACGAAGGGCCCGCUCCACAUCCAGUCCCGCCCCCUGCCCCCACUCGCCGCCAUAUCCAGCCCGAAGAAGGGGGUCGCCGGCGGCGGCCACGAGGAUCCCGAGGACUUCGGCGAGGCCUUCGGCCAGACCGACGCCUCGAAUCGCCCUGGAGGCGCCCCCGCCUUCCCAGAAGUCAGCCACCACCACCACCACCACUGCUUCGCCGACGACGCUAACCCCUUUGGCACCCCGCAGCCCGACGACGACGACGACGACGACCCCAACAACGACCCCGAGCGCAAGUCCCGCGGGGCCGCCACGCCCGCCUCCCAUCCCCACCCCCACCACCACGGGCCGCCGCCAUCCUCCCGGCCAGACCCCAAGCGCAAGGACAGGGACGAUGUCAGUGACGGGGAGUCGCCCUAUUGCUACAACAGCGCGGCCAAGAAGGGCCGGCACAUGUCCUCUGGGGACUACCGCAAGGACCGGGAGGAGUGGAGUGACACGGCCAUCGGCAGCCUCCUGGACGCGUACACGGAAAGAUACGUUCAGCUGAACCGGGGGAACCUGCGGGGGAGGGACUGGGAGGACGUCGCCACCAUCGUCAGCGACCGCUGUGACAAGCAGAAGGCCGGCAAGAGCGUGGAGCAGUGUAAGAACAAGAUCGACAACCUCAAGAAGCGGUACAAGGUCGAGUGCCAGCGCCUCAGCAGUGGUGGCCUCUCCAUCAGCCACUGGCCCUGGUUCAAGAAGAUGGAGCAGAUUGUUGGCUCCUCCUCAUCCUCCUCGAAGGCUGCUGGGGAUGAAGACAAGUCCGGCGCCCUAGGUGGCACCGGUAUGGUCACAAGGCAGAUGAAAAGAUACCCAGCAGCUGCUUCUGGGCCUGUAAACUUAACAAAUAACUCAAAAAUGAAAUCGUUAACAAAUCCAAGGUGGAAGAGAGUGGUUUUGAAAAUUAGUGGUGCUGCAUUAGUUGGGGCCGGUCCCCAGAAUGUUGACCCGAAGGUGACCAUGCUGAUUGCUAGGGAAAUUGCCAUGGCUAACCGUGUUGGCGUAGAGGUGGCAGUUGUUGUUGGAGGUAGAAAUUUCUUUUCUAGUGACACCUGGGUAGCUGCAACUGGCAUUGAUAGAGCUGCAACAUAUCAAAUAAGUAUGAUGGCAUCAGUAAUGAAUGCUAUAUUGCUUCAAGCAUCAUUGGAGAAGAUUGGUGUCGAAACACGUGUACAGACUGCAUUAAUGAUGCAAGAGAUUGCAGAACCAUACAUAAGGCGACGAGCUAUCCGUCAUCUGGAAAAAGGAAGAGUUGUUAUAUUUGGUGGAAUUGGUGCUGGGACAGGAAAUCCACUUUUCAGCAAUGACACAGCUGCUGCCUUGAGAGCUUUUGAAAUUAACGCAAAUGUUGUUCUAAAAGGUACUACUGCCGAUGAUGUUUAUGACUGUAAUUCCAGAAACAGCAAUAAUGUUGCAUUUGAGCACAUUUCAUUCAGGGAAUUGGUUUCUCGAGGCUUUACUGCCAUUGAUAUGACAGCAAUUACGUUCUGCGAGGAAAACAACAUUCCAGUUGUUCUUUUUAAUCUGCUGGAGCCUGGAAAUAUUUCAAGUGCGCUAUGUGGGGACCAGGUUGGUACAUUCGUUGACCAGACUGGGCGACUUAGCUGAUAUAUAAUUCUUUGCUGAUUGAAGACAAUGCUUCUGUGUCAGAGAGAGGCUGGCAGCCCCAAAAUUGUCACCCUUGUGCAAUGUGGUAAUUCGCUGCAGGCUGUACCAAUAUGUCAAAUUAUGUUGUUAAAUUCCCACCACCACCAACAAAGGCACAUGUUCGAACUGCAAAUAAAGUUCUAUUGUACUGUAUUUAUAAAUUUUGUUGUAAAUUAUUUCAGUGUAUUGUAUGAAAUGAUUGAUUGGGAGGAGCCCUAGACAGAAGUCGCAGAAACAGUAGAUGUUAAAGCCUCUUGGAUUUUCUUUAAGGAUGGAAGUGGACUGGCUUAGGUGCCAUGAUCUGGUUGGUUGGUUUGGGUCUGAUCUUGUGCAAGGUGAUGUUUGACGGGCUCCAUCCGUUUACUACAUGGAAGCCCCAACCUGUGAAUGAAUGUGCUCAACAGAGUAGUCCUGAUUUAGACGCCUUAGGGCGGCAUUUAAAGCCACCACAAAUGCUCCAAGUCGCCCUCGAAGGAAUAGAUAGUUCAAAGAAGUCUGUAAGAGCAAGUAUGUGGGUAAUUAACCACUGUAUGUACGUAGUCUGGUCCAGUGCAGCGCCUAUUAUGGUAUGCCUUUUUUUUUUUUU
Elaeis guineensis (African oil palm) is the source of this 2451-nucleotide messenger RNA. RefSeq lists its product as uncharacterized. Gene Ontology annotation, cellular component: cytoplasm. The record is from RefSeq and is a predicted model, not a curated record. Gene Ontology annotation, molecular function: UMP kinase activity. Gene Ontology annotation, biological process: UDP biosynthetic process. Lineage: Eukaryota; Viridiplantae; Streptophyta; Magnoliopsida; Arecales; Arecaceae.